AUGGGAAGCCGGUGCCAGGAAGUUUAUGUAGCCGUAGGAAUAGACAUAUUAGAAGGCGCCUAUACUCUCCAAUGGACUCUCCACAACAAACCAGCUGACUCUCUAAUUUUACUCCAUGUUCAGCUUCCGAUUACAACCAUUCCAUCGCUAGUUGGGAAUAUCCCUGUUAAACAAGUAUCUAUGAGUAUGGUGAACGAGCACAAGGAGGGUGAAGAGAAAAAGUUAAAGGAUUGUAUGGAACUUUACAAGCAAUUUUGCUCCCGAUCCAAGGUGGAAGCAAGGCCUUUGAUAGUUGAGAGGGCUGAUGUUUCCAGGGGAAUUGUCGAAAUGGUUUUAGAGCUGGGCAUCAGGAAGCUUAUCAUGGGCACAUCGUUACCAGGCAGUGCAAAAUCCAAGAAAAAGAUGCAAGUAACAGGCAAAGCAGGUUACGUCCUAAGUCACGCGAUCAACUCUUGCGAAAUAUCGAUCGUUUGUAAAGGAACACUUGUAGCAGCAAGGGAAGGAUCUGUAACGGAUAAUGAGGAUUUUGCUCGAUCGUUUUCAUUGCAGCCAAAGCUCCAACCAGAUUUGGCCGCCUCCGUUAAAACUCCGGGGAAUCUUUCAGCUGCGGGAGAAGAGAACCAGUCUCGUUUCGAAGCAUCGAUGGAUAUAACGCCUGUGAUUAGUGAACUCUUUUCUAGUAUACAAGUGGAAGAAAAUCGACAAAUUGAUGGAGAUGAAACUCAUAACAAUGUCCAACUCAGGGAGGCGUUGGAAGUGGCGGAGAAUGCAAGGAGAGAAAUGCACAGAGAGACCGUAAGGCGUCAGAAUUCAGAGAGAGAAGUAGAAAAAGAGACCGUUAGACGUAAGAAUGCAGAGAGAGAACUCAUAAAGGAGAUCGUAAGACGUAAGAAUGCAGAGAGAGAAGUGGAAAAAGAGACGGUAAGACGAAAGAAAGCAGAAGCCGCUGAGAUGCAAUCACUUCGCAAGUUAAGAGCCAGUGAAACUGGCCUAGAGGACGCGAAAUCGGUCUCAAAAAUGAAAGAAGAGAAUUGCCAAGAGUUAACGAGGCGGCUAAAAGAAGUGGAAGAGGAACUUCAAGCAAUGAUCGACAAGGGGAUUUCACUGGCCACACAAGUUGCGGAAUUCUCACAUGAACAUGAUCAAGCUGUCCAGGAGCUCGAAGCCGCAGAACAGAAGCUCAUGGUGGUGGAGAUGCAAAAUUACCACAUUUUGAAAGAAAAGGAGGAAGAAAUUAAACAGCUUCAAGAGCUGUUGCAUUCUACGUCUCGCCUCGAAACCCCCUCUUCCUCCUCAAAUAACCUUGAAUUCCGUGAAUAUUCAAUGGAAGACAUUAAAGCCGCUACUGGGAACUUCUGCAACCAUACCAAACUUGGAGGCGGCGGCAACGGAACCGUUUACAAAGGCCAAAUUGGACAAGCAACGGUUGCCGUGAAAAUGGUCUGUAAGGACAGUUUGCAGGGCCGCCAGGAGUUCCAACGUGAGAUCGAUAUUUUAAGAGACAUUCGGCAUCCCAAUUUGGUGACAGUCGUAGGAGCGUGUUUCAAGCAUGGUUGUAUACUUUAUGAAUAUAUGACUAACGGAAGCCUAGCUGAUCGUCUGAGCUGCAAAGACGCCACUCCGCCGCUGCCCUGGCACACCAGAAUUCGCAUUGCUGCGGAUAUUUGCUCCGGUUUACAAUACUUACACAAUUUAAAGCCAGAUCCAAUAGUCCACCACGAUCUGAAGCCCGAAAAUAUACUCCUCGACAAGAAUCAUGUAGGCAAAAUCGGCGACUUCGGCCAAGCUCGUCGUCUAUCACGAGAUGUGCAGAAAGAAUCAGAGCUAAAAGGCACAUAUUUGUAUAUGGAUCCUGAAUACCAGAGUAACGGCGAGUACACUACCAAAUCCGAGGUUUACAGCUUCGGAAUGAUUUUACUUCAGCUUCUCACGGGGAAAGCGGAGUUAGGACUGGUAAAGGAGGUUGAAAGUGCGCUAGAAAAUUCAAAAUUGGACGAGUUUUUGGAUCCUUCAGCCGGUGAAUGGCCAUUCCCGCUGGCUACUCAACUGGCUUAUCUUGCUUUACAUUGCACGGAAGCAGUAAGAAAGAAUAGACCGGACAUUCAGCCAAGUGUGAUGCAAAUGCUGGAUAAACUUCGACAUUUUACAGUCGUUCCCCCUGAGAUCAGCAGAACUGGCAACGCUGAAGAAACACAUGUUCCGAGCUUCUUCUUCUGUCCAAUAUCAAUGACUAUUAUGCGAGAUCCUUGUGUUGCCGCAGACGGCUUCACAUACGAAAGGGAGGCAAUUAAAGAGUGGUUCGAUCGUGGAAACAGCACAUCGCCCAUGACAAAUAAAAAGCUUGAGCAUAAGGAUCUGAUCGCUAACCAUUCUUUGAGAUCAGCCAUUCGACAGUGGCAAGAAAGAGGAAAUCUCCUCCCUGAUUAUGCUCCCAUUCUUAAAUGUUCACAUUUAGAUAUUGGAGAUACCAAGUUGGGAAAUGUAAGUCUUGUAAACUUCUGGAAAACAAUGGAAAAGGAGGAUAAGACUUUGAUAGCUCAAAGAUUAUUAGACAGUGGACUAGCUCACGCAGUAGGAUAUCUCACAUUGGUGCAAUGUCUAGAGUUAGUUCUAGAAUGCAUGAAAGGAUUUAAUCCAGAGACAAAAGAAAUUAGGAUGACAGAAGGUAACGUGCUCGCCAAACUUGAUCCAGUUUCCAUUGCUAUAACUUUCAGUGUUAUACCAUCAAUCAUGCUACAAAAUCCUCCACCCAUUCCUUGGGGCCCUUCAAUAGGUCCUUUGGCUUUGGGAAAUCAGUUACAUGACUUGCCAACUGGCUCAAGAAAGCAUCUUCCAAAAUUUUCAAGAGAUGGAAAAGUUUCUGCAGAAGAUCACAUUGGUGCUUUCUUUACCGCAUGUGUAAUCCUUGGAGUUCAAUAUGAAAAUGUCUCUAUUCGACUCUUUUUUGAAACUCUUAUCGAUGCCACAACUGAAUGGUUUAAUCAGCUGUCAACGGGUUCUAUCCAUAAUUGGGUGACUCUGAUACAAAAAAUUGAAGAUGGAUUCAAAACUAUCAAUGAUGGACACUUGCUUCUUGCACAGUUGACUCAGAUGAAGAAACAAGCGCACGAACCUAUGAGAGAAUUUGUGGCAUGA
Cryptomeria japonica (Japanese cedar) is the source of this 3135-nucleotide messenger RNA. Its product is annotated as U-box domain-containing protein 33-like. NCBI's taxonomy places the organism in Eukaryota, Viridiplantae, Streptophyta, Pinopsida, Cupressales, Cupressaceae. The coding region runs from base 1 to 3135 and encodes 1044 amino acids. The transcript has 11 exons. Gene Ontology annotation, molecular function: ATP binding; ubiquitin-protein transferase activity; protein kinase activity. Gene Ontology annotation, biological process: protein ubiquitination; protein phosphorylation. The record is from RefSeq and is a predicted model, not a curated record.